AUGAAUUUGGAUAGUGGAAAUCCAGAAGAGCAACAAUACUUGGACUUGUGUGAAAGGAUUAUAAAUGAGGGAGAAUUCAGACCUGAUAGGACCGGUACUGGUACAUACUCCCUGUUUGCACCACCACAGCUUCGUUUUGAUUUGAGUGAUGAUAAAUUUCCACUUCUAACUACCAAGAAAGUUUUCACCAAGGGUAUUAUUCUUGAGCUUUUAUGGUUUAUUUCUGGCUGUACUGAUGGUAAGAAACUCUCUGAUCAAGGUGUGAAGAUCUGGGAAGGGAACGGAUCCCGUGAGUACUUGGACUCCUUGGGACUUACAGAUAGACGUGAGGGUGAUUUGGGACCAGUUUAUGGGUUCCAAUGGAGACAUUUCGGAGCAGAAUACAAGACAUGUGACGAUGAUUAUUCGGGACAAGGUGUUGAUCAGUUAAGCGAUGUGAUUCAUAAGUUGAAGAACAAUCCUUACGAUAGAAGGAUUAUUAUGUCAGCAUGGAACCCUCCUGAUUUCCCAAAAAUGGCUCUUCCACCAUGCCAUGUGUUCUCUCAGUUCUAUGUCAGCUUCCCUAAGGAAGAAGGGAAGAGACCAAGACUCUCGUGCGUGCUAUAUCAGAGGUCAUGUGAUAUGGGGUUGGGUGUUCCGUUCAACAUUGCUUCUUAUGCCCUACUGACGAAGAUGAUUGCAAUGGUGUGUGACAUGGACGCUGGUGAAUUCAUCCAUACUCUUGGUGAUGCGCAUGUAUAUAAGGAUCACGUCGAUGCCUUGAAGACACAGAUUGCCAGAGAGCCUCGCGCUUUCCCCAAACUAAAGAUAAAGAGAGAUGUGAAGAACAUAGACGAUUUCAAGUAUGAGGACUUUGAAAUCACUGAUUACAACCCACAUGGCAAGAUUCAAAUGAAAAUGAGCGUCUGA
Molecule: messenger RNA, 909 nt
Organism: Kluyveromyces marxianus DMKU3-1042
Lineage: Eukaryota; Fungi; Ascomycota; Saccharomycetes; Saccharomycetales; Saccharomycetaceae
Gene: CDC21
Product: thymidylate synthase
Exons: 1
Coding region: 1-909 (302 amino acids)
Biological process (GO): dTMP biosynthetic process
Cellular component (GO): cytosol; mitochondrion
Molecular function (GO): thymidylate synthase activity
Source: RefSeq, a predicted model, not a curated record